AUCACGCACCCAAUGAAGUUUCAACGUUCAUGCUCGAACGUUACUCUUGCGUAUUUACAUUGACCUAAUCGACGGCCGCGACGCAUUUAGAUUUUAGGCAAUUCAAAAGUAACAAACUUGUGAGCAGGGACACGAUUUAGGUACAGUCUCAAGUGUGUUUUUGAAUAUUCUAACUCUAUCACACAUUUUCGUGACACAAGUUUAUGUGGGAAAUCAACAUUUUUGAGACAGAGGCUAACUUGAGGACCACUAAAAUCAUGGGCCAUCCGAUUGAAAUAGUAAAGAUUUCUCAUGAUCAUAAUUUCAUUCUCAACGAAGAGGCUCUUGCUCGAAUGCUUAAUCAAGAUGACGUGAAAAAUCGAAGCCUAGUCAUCGUUUCUAUGGCAGGAGGUUUCGACCUGUCUAAGGAUUUGUUGCUGAAUUUUUUUCUUCGCUACAUGGAUAAUAGAUACAAGUCAAAAAAUGAAUCUGAAGAUUGGUUGGACGAGACUCGUCCACUUGAAGGCUUUUCCUGGCGUACCAAGUCCCAGAGCGAUUUUACAGGCAUUCUCAUGUGGUCCGAAAUCUUUAAAGCUGAAUUGCCCAACGGUGAGAAAGUUGCGGUUAUAAUUAUGAACUCGCAGGGCUCCUUUGGCAGUCUGUCCAUUACGGAUCACGAGUGUGCUUCUGUGUUUGCUUUGAGCACAGAAUUGUCGUCUGUGCAGCUCUUCGUUUUGGCCGAUAAUAUCAACAAAAACGAUCUGCAGCAAUUGCUGUUUUUUACAGAGUAUGGACGGUUGGCACGAGAAAACUCAAGUAGUGAAAUUUUUCAAAGGUUGGAAUUUCUUGUGUGUAACUGGGCCUAUCCCCAUGAGUACCAGUAUGGGUCUAAAGGAGGACAUGAUUAUUUGCUGUACAUCCUUAGUAAUUCGGGUGCACAAGAUUUAAAACUUCAGACCUUGAAACAGAAUCUCAAUUCCUAUUUUUUCAAGACUUCUUGUUAUCUUAUGCCUCAUCCUGGGUUUUCAAUCACUGAGAAUCUUAAGUUGAACAGUCAUUUGUCAGAAAUGAGGAGUGAUUAUAGAAAACAAAUCAAAGAUUUGGUAACAAUGUUACUCGCACCAGAAAAUCUUGUCACUAAAAAGAUAGGCCCAAAAGCUGUCACUGCUGCUUCUCUGCUUGAACAUAUUAAAAAAUGUGUAAACUUCUACGAAAACUUGGAUGUACUGAAAAUUAAAAAUUGUUUCAAUGAAACAUACAAUUUACUUGCAAAGCUAAAAGCAGCAAACAUGUACAAGGAAUUGAUGAGUACUUUUUGUGGACAUGAUCAACCGUAUUUGAAUAGUAAAAUGUUGCAAUCAGCACAUGAUAGAUGCCGUCACAAGGCAAUAGAAUACUUUGAUGAAGCAAAAAAAUUUGGAAACAAUGGAGCAUUUAACCGAAAGUACUAUGAAAAACUUUUAGAGUCGAUUGAUGAAACAUUCGAAGAUUUCAAAACAGAGAAUAUGUAUAAGUAUAAGCGAAUAUUUUUCAAGAAAAUUAUGAUCUUUGUAUCAAUCAAUGUAUUGAAGAUGGUCAUCUGA
Messenger RNA from Trichogramma pretiosum, 1562 nucleotides. Its product is annotated as atlastin-like. The transcript has 8 exons. Gene Ontology annotation, biological process: endoplasmic reticulum organization; protein homooligomerization. The record is from RefSeq and is a predicted model, not a curated record. NCBI's taxonomy places the organism in Eukaryota, Metazoa, Arthropoda, Insecta, Hymenoptera, Trichogrammatidae. The coding region runs from base 204 to 1562 and encodes 452 amino acids. Gene Ontology annotation, molecular function: GTPase activity; GTP binding.